Messenger RNA from Brachypodium distachyon (stiff brome), 1259 nucleotides. Its product is annotated as NAC domain-containing protein 90. Gene Ontology annotation, biological process: regulation of DNA-templated transcription. The transcript is spliced from 3 exons. Lineage: Eukaryota; Viridiplantae; Streptophyta; Magnoliopsida; Poales; Poaceae. The coding region runs from base 255 to 1049 and encodes 264 amino acids. Gene Ontology annotation, molecular function: DNA binding. The record is from RefSeq and is a predicted model, not a curated record.
GUCCAUGCACCUCCCCCACCACAUCACGCACGUACUCCCGGCUAUUCCAUUUCCACCACAGCCUGAGAAAUUUCCCCACAAUUAAGCCCCCUGCAGUCCGUCAAACAGCCGAGUCCGUUGCGCGCUCCUAUAUAACCUCAGACCGGCACCCUAGACGACGUACACCAGCCAUAUGGGCGAGCCUAUACGUGCGUUCUCACUCAGUUCGAGCUCCACGACGAUAAAUCGACCGGCGGAAUAACGUACGGCACCACAUGGGCGAGCUGCCUCCUGGGUACCGGUUCUACCCGACGGAGGAGGAGCUGGUGCGCUUCUACCUCCGGCACAAGCUCGACGGCGGCCACCGCGCCCGCGACAUCGAGCGCGUCAUCCCCGUCGCCGACGUUUGCUCCCUCGACCCUUGGCAGCUCCCAGAGGCGCACCGGGGCGUGGGGGGCGGGGAGCCGUGGUUCUACUUCUGCGCGCGGCAGGACCGGGAGGCGCGCGGCGGGAGGCCCAGCCGCACGACGCCGUCGGGGUACUGGAAGGCGGCGGGCACCCCGGGCCUGGUCUACUCAGUCCAACUCAACGGCCACCCCAUCGGGACCAAGAAGACCAUGGUCUUCUACACCGGACGCGCCCCGGCCGGCACCAAGACCAAGUGGAAGAUGAACGAGUACAGGGCUCUCGACCACGACGUCGGUGCCGCCGCAGCUGCUCCGGCGGCACCCAACCCUUUCGCUCUCCACCCGAGGAGCGAAUUCACCUUGUGCCGGCUGUACACCAAGUCGGGGUGCCCGCGGCAGUUCGACCGCCGGCCGUGCACUGGCGCCGCGGCAGGCAGCAGCGCCGAGGACCCGAUGUCGUCGUCGUUUGCCGCGUUGGGGAACGAGGAAGAUGAAGUGGGAAGGGGUCAGAAGAGAAAAAGGCAGGCGGCGCCCAACGACGGCGCAUCGUCGAGCAGCGCCGCCUGCUUCAUGCAGCAGCGGCAGACGCAUGGAGGCGCCGAUGAGGAGGAGGAGCUCGCCGACUACAUGAUCGACUGGGCAGAGUUUUUGGACUGGAUUUGAUACAUGGACGUCUAUGAAGCUUGACCAGAAACACAAUUCACAAUUUUAUUGAUUACAAAUUGUUAAAUUCUUUCAAAAAAUAAACACAAUUUCGUACCCAAGCUUUAGAUAAGCUAAUUUUUUAGUAUUUUUGUAAGAUCUUUUGCAUCGACACAAUCAUGGCAUUCUGUACCCUUUUCGCUGUGGAACAAGGAAAUUAAUUUUAAUCAA